AUGAAAGCAAACAACGUAGCUUGCAAGACUGGGCGCUUGAAACGGCCGCGGAAGAGGAAGCGUUUGGCGAAGCGGCAGUUUGCGCAAGCAAACGAGUUGCGCCAGCGUGUUGCGCAGCUGGACACGUGUAGUUUUGGUCGGCGGGGUCGAGCAUCGUAUGCAUUGCGCACAGAAACCAAGGUGCAGCGUCUCUGUAACAUCGCCAACAUAUCCGGCCGAGUCAAUGCUGCAAUAUAUCUGCUUGGACAAACUUGUAUGCCGAAGCAGUCCCAGGUCCACAUGCAGACGACUGGCGGCACAGGCGAUCAUUUGCUGCAACUACAAACAGACGGGCCGUAUAGCUUGGAGUUGCAAAGAGAGCCGCAGCCUUACGUGCAGGGAAGGAGUGGAGGUGGUCUUGGCGACCACACGUGGCAGGUUUUAGUUGCACACCUACGGGGGAUAGAGAUGAGCUGCUGGGUAUUCCCAUGGUGCAUAGGGCUUUGGUGGGAAAGGGAUUUGACCCCGGGUCUGCGCCUAACUAUCGGGGAAGACUUAACCCAGAACCUUAUGGGCUACCGAUGCAUAUCCGGUAGCUAA
Molecule: messenger RNA, 579 nt
Organism: Volvox carteri f. nagariensis
Lineage: Eukaryota; Viridiplantae; Chlorophyta; Chlorophyceae; Chlamydomonadales; Volvocaceae
Exons: 6
Coding region: 1-579 (192 amino acids)
Source: RefSeq, a predicted model, not a curated record